UAAAGCCGAGGGGCGGCGGCGGGGGGCGCACUGGCCGGGGCGGGAGCCGGGCGCGAGCAGGCGCAGCCGCCGGGAGCGCGGGGGAGCGAGCCGGCGCGAUGGCCGUGGCCGUGGGGAGACCGUCCAAUGAAGAGCUCCGAAACCUGUCCCUCUCCGGCCAUGUUGGGUUCGACAGUCUCCCUGACCAGCUGGUCAACAAGUCCACGUCCCAAGGCUUCUGCUUCAACAUCCUGUGUGUGGGUGAGACGGGCAUCGGCAAAUCCACCUUGAUGGAUACUCUAUUCAACACCAAAUUUGAAAGUGAUCCAGCCACUCACAACGAACCCGGGGUCCGGUUAAAAGCCAGAAGUUACGAGCUUCAGGAAAGCAACGUACGGCUGAAGUUGACCAUUGUUGACACUGUGGGAUUCGGAGAUCAGAUAAACAAGGAUGACAGCUAUAAGCCAAUCGUGGAAUAUAUCGACGCCCAGUUUGAGGCCUACCUGCAGGAGGAGCUGAAGAUCAAACGGUCCCUCUUCAACUACCACGACACGAGGAUCCACGCGUGCCUCUACUUCAUCGCCCCCACGGGGCAUUCCCUGAAGUCCCUGGAUCUGGUCACCAUGAAGAAGCUGGACAGUAAGGUGAACAUCAUCCCGAUCAUUGCAAAAGCCGACACGAUUGCCAAGAACGAAUUGCACAAAUUCAAGAGUAAGAUCAUGAGUGAACUGGUCAGCAAUGGCGUCCAGAUCUAUCAGUUCCCCACAGAUGAGGAAACGGUGGCAGAGAUCAAUGCAACCAUGAGCGUCCACCUCCCGUUUGCAGUGGUCGGCAGCACCGAGGAAGUGAAGAUUGGCAACAAGAUGGCGAAGGCCAGGCAGUACCCCUGGGGCGUGGUUCAGGUCGAGAACGAGAACCACUGCGACUUCGUGAAGCUGCGGGAGAUGCUGAUCCGGGUGAACAUGGAGGAUCUGCGGGAGCAGACGCACACGCGCCACUACGAGCUGUACCGGCGCUGCAAGCUGGAGGAGAUGGGCUUCAAGGACACCGACCCCGACAGCAAGCCCUUCAGCCUUCAGGAGACAUAUGAAGCCAAAAGGAAUGAAUUCUUGGGUGAGCUUCAGAAAAAAGAAGAAGAAAUGCGACAGAUGUUUGUUAUGAGAGUGAAGGAGAAAGAAGCUGAACUCAAAGAGGCUGAGAAAGAGCUCCACGAGAAGUUUGACCUCCUCAAGCGGACACACCAAGAAGAGAAGAAGAAGGUGGAAGACAAGAAGAAGGAGCUGGAGGAGGAGGUGAACACGUUCCAGAAGAAGAAGGCGGCCGCGCAGCUCCUGCAGUCCCAGGCGCAGCAGUCUGGGGCGCAGCAGACCAAGAAAGACAAGGAUAAGAAAAAUGCAAGCUUCACAUAAAGCCUGGCAAGCCAAGGAUGGUCCCGCAUUCACCUGCUUUUGCAGUAAUAUUGUAUCUCUGCCAUCUGUGUCUUUUUUUUUAUUAUAUAUAUGCAUAUAUAUAUAUAUGCCCUUCCCCAAAUACCAGUAACUAUUAACUCAUUUUGCUGAAUGUUGUUGGGUGGUGGAAAAUGACAGAACCAGGGAACAAUGCGGCUGGACUGUGUUUGUGGAAAGUCAAUGAUUUGCUGUUUGUGCCUGUGAGGGGGGCAGCAGGAAGCAUGCCUGUGACUUGUAUGUGGCUUUGGACAAAGGGACGAAGGGAAACGCUUCAUGUACGGCUGACAGGAAACUUCAUCAUCUCCACAGCUGAACUAGAAACCUGAAUAGUCAUGACAACAACCUGCCUUAAAAAAUAAAAUACCCGGGGCUGGAGCGAUAGCACAGCGGGUAGGGCAUUUGCCUUGCACGCGGCCGACCCGGGUUCUAAUCCCAGCAUCCCAUAUGGUCCCCUGAGCACCGCCAGGGGUAAUUCCUGAGUGAAAAGCCAGGAGUAACCCCUGUGCAUCGCCGGGUGUGACCCCAAAACCAAAAAACAAAAAUAAAAUACCCAAAAAUCCCACUCACUCACCUCUAGGAUGGCAGAGGUCCUGAAUUCCCCCUCGUCAUCUGCUCCACACUGGCCCCACACGAGGUGCCUCGGUCCCUAGGCAGAGUGGUGGGGAGGCAGACAGGAUGUGAUGCUUGAUGCUUGCAGGGAGGUUUAUCGUAAUCCCUUAACACGGUUUGGCCUGGACUGAGAAUGUUCAGAGCAGCCGUCGCCCGUGUCUGAACCUGCAGCUCACCAGGGCUGGCCCCGUCAGACUGCUGAGACCAGCGUGAUCGUGGCGUGGUCCCUUCCCAGCCGCUCACAGGUGUGACCCUCGGGCAUGGCUUAGUUGAAAGCAUCUUCUCCCGAGGCAGGUGGGUGGUUCCUCCCGGGGCCGGCACACCCCAGCUUGAUCUCGGGGCGCUGGCGGGAGAGGUCUGGCUGACAGGACAUCGGUGCUUCUACGGGCAUUUUCCCGGUCACCGUGCAUGAAAAAUCCUUUCCAGGGAGACGCCAAAUAGGGAAAUGUUUGGGUGUAGCGUCCCUUUGGGUGUCACCCGAGGGCCCGUGUCAGUUCAGGGGGAGAUGAGAGGCCCCAGGAGCCAAACCCCAGGAGCGGAGCGAGUAGACGGUCAGGCCAGGCACGGCUGAGGGUGAGCAAGGCCUGGCUCCAGCACCCGGCCCCAGGGCGGACCCCGGCAGGAAGCUUCACGUGUGUUCAGCUCCACCUGCGCUUCCUGGCAGCAUGUCCCUUCAGCAUGCGGCACUGAGGGACCAGCCGCAGGGCAGUUGCUCAGUGGGGUUUUCCCCACUUGACACUCAGCAAGUGGCCUCAACCGGCCUGUGCUGUAGGUCUGCGCCCCCCUCCCCCCCCCCCCCCCCCCCCCGAGCAACAGAGAUAAGGAACGCGCCCUCUCUGCAGGCCGCUCUCCGGCCAGAGCCAGUGUCUUCCCGGGACCUUGCCGAGGCUUCAGCUCUUGCAUCUCCUCCAGUUCCCCGCCACUCCUGGCAGGAUUCUCCCAGGGUGCUCGCUGCCGAGGAUCUCGCCUCUCACUUGAAAGAACAGACUCGGACCUUUCUCCUCUUGGUUUUCCUUCAUGGGCCACGCAUGGAGGCAGCGUGACGGAGGGCACUGCCCCCAGGGCCCACCCACCCUUUUCAUUAGUAGCAUGUCUCUACUUGACUCUUCCCCCCCCCCCUUCUCUCUGUCCUCAGCCAUAUUAAGAGAAGGCAGGAAUGGUCUUCUGCGAGCUGAUUUAAUUAGACAGCGAAAGCCUGUUUCACUGACGUUUCAUGGAAUUCAGUUGCACGGAAGCCAGUUUCGUGGAGGCCCGAAUUCAUCAGGGAUAGAAACUGAAGGACAGCAGCGGUCCCAGUCACAGUGGCGUGUAGACCAGCUUGGGGCUGGGGAGACGGGCCAGAGGGCACAUGCUCAGCAUAUAGGCCAGGCUCUGCCCCCCCACAAGACUGCUGGAAAUAGCCCCGAAGCACCCCUGGAUUGGCGCAAAAACAUCCCCCGCCUUCCCGGCCCCCCCCGCCCCCCCACCACACACACACACACACACACACACACACACACACACACACACACACACACAUCCCAAAGACAGGCUUAGAGCUCUCGAACCAGGGUUUUUGCUUUGGCUCCCUCCCACCUGCGUUUAAUGAUUUGCGUCUGAGGCUUGCUGGGGCAGCCAACCCGUAGCUGGCAUGCUGAGGCUGACGGGGCUGAACGCGCCCAUACGCUGUGCAUCCGACAAAAGCUUGAGUACUUGUCAUGUGUGCUUGUUCCAAACACCGCUUGUGUGAGCAUUCUUGUGCCUUGUAACAGAAAAUAUUUUCAAUUCUAAAACUAUCACUUGAAGCUCAUCGUUUGGGCCGAAUCACUAAUGCCUGGUUUAAAGUGAAGCUCACUGAGAGGCACCCAGCUGACUUUUUGAUUCCAAGAUUAUUGAUUGGUGGGUUGAUUUUUUUUUUUUUUCCAUUACACUUUCACGUUAAAACAGAACAUGGAGCGUCAGGGAAUAAAAAGUCAAAUAUACAGGAGCUUUUAAGAAAAACUGUUGCUUCUGAACCUUUUUUUCUACCACUUUUGCCCCAGCCUUGUUUGGUUUGUUAUUGCUGCUUUUCUCUUUUCUUUCUGUAUCUAUGCCUUUUUCCACAGUAGUCCUUGGCUCUGCACGGAAUAAAUGAUAUCCUCAAAUCUAAUUGGAUGUGCUUUCGCCUUUGCAUGUAAGUACGAUAGUAAGAAACUUUUGAGAUCUUUUUGACUUUUAAAAGAAAUGGGACAGAUGAUAUUUUUUUCUUUUUUGGAGGGGAUUCUAGGGAGGCUAUGGUUUAUCCUUUGUGUGUGUAUAUAUAUACACACAUACGUAUAUAUAAAGAUAUAAAUGGCCACAUUUAUAUCUUUUUUUCCCCAGAAAAUCAGAAAACUUAGCAGUAUGGAAGUCAGAAAUUGCUAACCCUAGCCCGUGUUCCAUACAGCGCCGGGGGCAUGUCCUUUUGGACAUGGAUGUCCUUUUGGAUGGCAUCGGACUAGAAUGAAGCCUCCCUCUCGCUGCAGAGAAUUGACAGGGAAAAGGUUUUUUUUGUGGUGCUGGAGAUCAAACCCAGGGCCUCACACACACGCAGGCACACAACAUGUGCAUAAGCACACACACACAUGCUCGACGACUGAGCCCUAUCCCGACCCGAGUGAAGGGUUGAUGCCAGCCUAUCUCUGACUGCUUCCAGUUUGGAUGAUUCUGGUUUGGGGGUCUCUCCCUUCCGCUCCCGACUGACAGGGGUCUCCCUUUAUCCUCGCCCCCACCAGCUCCAGCAGGCCUCUCCCCACAUCUGUUAUUCACCCCUAGGGACCACCUUUUGUUCCUUGAAGACAGUGGGUAGCCGUAACAGCUGUCAGAGGGGGAAUGAUGUGACACAAAAGCGUUCAUGAGAACCACAGGCAGUGCAGACUGUUUUCCCAUACUGGCGCUUGAAAAUGUGUCCGUCUUAAGGAGGAAAGGCAUCUUAGCCAGGGGAGCAGCUGGUACAGCUGUGGGAGUGGGUCACUGGUUGUCUUCGUUUGGGGUGUGUAAUCUCACCAGCAGUAACGCUCUUCUAUCUUGUUCACCUCCAAUGAAUAGACUGGUCUCACUUUCUCCGUGGCAUGCUCAUGAGUGUUUCCCAUUCACACCGCGGUCAGAUUUUCACUGUUACCAGCCCAUGCCAUUCUCUGUGUAGUUCCACCAAAGCUGUCCAUUCAGACCUCUUUGCUUUGUCGUUUUUCAAGUGUCUGAAAUUGUCAAGUCUCAGCUUCCAGGAUUCCUGGUUCCAUUAACGGGACACAUGUGACAACUCUUUUAGUGGGAAUUAUAGCAUACAGACUCUAGAUUGUAUGUAGGUAUGAAGGACCUCUUUAAAAAAAAUAAAUUGAAAAUUAAGCUGUGAACAGCAUUAGAAGUUUGUCUAUUUCUUAAUUUUAAAAUAUGCUGAUAUGCCUUAAACUAUAGUUAUAGAUUCAUUGUCAUUUUUUGCUGUUUAAAAAAUAACCAGUGUGUUUCUAAAACUGUUGUGUAAUCUACUUUUGGUGUUGAUGCAGAAUUGUCAUAUAUGUAAGCUGCAUGUUAGACACUUGUCUUUUACAAGCUGAAAUAAUUGUAUCGAUGUGAAGUGUAACAUGUUACCAAGUAUGAAAGUAAUCACUUAACACACGUGCUGGACCUGUGGUGUCUGUAAGGUAGGCGUGCUGGGCAGAUAUCUAUGCAUAUAUAUAUCACUAGUGCCAAGACCUAACGUGGGGGAAAUAUAUUUUUACCCAAACACUG
Sorex araneus (European shrew) is the source of this 5762-nucleotide messenger RNA. It is a transcript of the gene SEPTIN11, whose product is annotated as septin 11. Lineage: Eukaryota; Metazoa; Chordata; Mammalia; Eulipotyphla; Soricidae. The transcript is spliced from 10 exons. The record is from RefSeq and is a predicted model, not a curated record. Bases 99 to 1388 code for a protein of 429 amino acids. Gene Ontology annotation, cellular component: septin ring; cell division site; microtubule cytoskeleton. Gene Ontology annotation, molecular function: GTPase activity; molecular adaptor activity; GTP binding. Gene Ontology annotation, biological process: cytoskeleton-dependent cytokinesis.